Messenger RNA from Suillus paluster, 2148 nucleotides. RefSeq lists its product as uncharacterized. Bases 1 to 2148 code for a protein of 715 amino acids. The transcript has 10 exons. The record is from RefSeq and is a predicted model, not a curated record. NCBI's taxonomy places the organism in Eukaryota, Fungi, Basidiomycota, Agaricomycetes, Boletales, Suillaceae.
AUGGCCGUUUGUCGUCCAAAGCCUCACCGUCAUGAGGCAUCAACCUCCCUCACGCAAGAAAAAUCCCCUUCAAUUCUGCAGCCGGUCACAAUCAUCUGUGAGCCUUGGAUGAACACGGGAUGGCAACAUCCUCAUCAAACUAGACAGCUCAACCUAUAUCUUCCUGCCCUGCCUCCCAUGUUGGUGCUGCCCGGACACCGACACCUCAUGCAGCAAAAUUUCUGCCACCCACACUCCCUACAUUUCUCCAAUGAUCCUAUCACUCGUCAUCUCACCAGCUUGCAAAAAAGGCCUAUAUCCAACAAUCUUCAACUGCUACAUUAUACCAACCCGCCAGGACAACCUCAGCAAGAUCUUGGAGGCUGCCGAGCUGGAUGUAGGACUCGAAGUAUUACAGUUGAAUGCAUGCACUUUGAUGCAAUUGACAUCAUUGCAUGCCCUUGUUUCCCUGCCCCCCUCCAGCUCCUCUAUCGCAGUCUGUUUCCAUGCGCUCCUGUCACUCCCUCACUCACAGUGGACUUGCGCAUUAUAGAGUUCGUCCAUCUGCUCUUUGUACGUCAGUCUCCCAACCAAACCGCAUGGUGCGAUGCGGUGGAAACCUUUCUAGAUGGAAUGGGAUACAAGUUGUCAUGCAAGGGCCAGGCACAUCUCCCACCAAUCGAUCAGCCCAGUGAAUACCUUUGUUCUCGUUGCCUGCUGUGUUUCGGAGGAAAUACUUACCACAGAUCAGAUGAUCAUUCUAUCCCAGACAUUAUCAUUUGCAUAGAUGCUUGUUUUACCCAAAAAUGUUCAACUAAUCCUCAUGGUGCUGACAGUAUUGACCCUCCUAAUCCAACUCCAAUGUUCUUUCUAUCAAACGACAAUGUCAAAGCGAUGGAGGAUUUCAUACAGAGUUGUCAUGGAGAGAGACAUCGAGCACGGGCCUCUAGAGCGGAAGGUGAUGAGGAUCACUAUGAAGAAGGGAUGCAUGUGCCAGUGUCUGUGUUGAACGGAUGUGGAGAAUCCUUUGUAGCUGCAGAUGAAAAGCGUGAAAAGGCAAGCCUGAUGGCCCUGCUAUGUAGACAUGACUGUGUCCUCUGGCUUGUCAACCUCACAUCAGUGGGAGAAAAGCACCACUAUGCCCUCACUCUCUUGGACCGCUUUUUCAAGCAUUUGCCCCCUUGGAUGACUAUAGGACUUCUCUAUGACAUUGGGAAGCGUGAGGGUUUUGGGCUGUCUGAUGGUAAGGGUUGCGAACGGCUGUGGAGUUCUCUUAAGCAACUCAUCCCAUCGUUACAGGUUUCUGGAACGAAGAAGAACGCAGCUCUGGACAGUUUACUCGACUUAGACAUUGAUGAGGAUAUGCUUCGUGCUGAGUGGAAGGCGCAAAUUGCUCACCAGACACGACCCACCCCACGGCAAUCCAAGAACAAAGCGGCGGAGGUCAUUACAACUAUCCUUGCGCUGGAGAAGACCCUGGAUGCUUAUGAGAUAUCUGUCCAUGAGCUAAAGAUGCAGCUUUAUGUAGGCAGUGUUUCUAAUAUUGCGGAGCUUAAUUUGCAGCUCUCCAAUGCUCAGUUACAACGUGCCAAAACUGCUGAUACCCUUCGAUGUUGUAAAGCUGCUCUUGGAAUGCAAGAAAAGGCCGAUCUUGAGAAGAUGAAGAGCGAUACUUAUCUGACAGUCCGCUUGAAUGCUCAUGCGGCGAAAAUUUGUAUUCGGGACCAUCUCCCUCAAUGCAAGUUUGAAUUGGAGAGGCUGGGGAGAUUGUAUCGAGCAACAGUUAAUGAACCCGGGGUUCUCAAAUUGGUCUCCACUUACAACGGCCUAUGUACUCAGUUGCGGUCUCUGAUACGCCAGCAGAGAGCUCCCCCUUCUGCUGUUCCACCUCGCCCUAUUAUACGUGAGGGCAUCUUUCUACUCGACAUCAAUGAUGAGAUCUGGCAAGAUAUUGGCCUGGACGAAGACGGUAUAAACCCACCAGCAUGGUUAUUGGAUGAGGCCACCAGGUCUGGUAUUCAUUUACAGCUUGAAGUGGAUCGGUGCGUUGAAGAAGAAACUCAUUUGAUGCGAGAGCGGACCAUCAUGCAGGAGUGGAUGUUUGCAGAGUGGGAGGCCAUACAAACUGUGUUGAGGGAUGCGGGUAUGUCUAGUCUCAGUAUACAGUGA